AUGAGAACAGAGAAAGAGGAAAUGACUCAAGAAUCAGAUGAGGCUUCUUAUGAUUCUACAGAAGAUGAGUACAUCUUGAGCGAGUCGGAGGAAGAUGAAGGCUCUUACUCUGCGCCUUCAUCGUUUCAAAGUCCGUUCCAGAUCAAAGUGUUUGCUAAUACUUCAAGUUGUAAUCGUUUUUCAAACUAUUGUCAAUCUCCAACUCUGGUCAUUGAGAAGGAAGAACCAAUUCAACUGAAACAGGGAAGUUCGGAACAAUCAUCGCACAGUAUGAGAAGAUCAAUGACCAGACAAUACUCAAAAGAUGUUUCCUCAUUGUUGGAGGCUUCUGAGGCAACAAAUUUACUUGACAAGUCAACUAGGAUUGAUCUUCCGAACAAGAAACGAGACGAGUUCAAAACCCCAAUACGAAGGGCUCGUAAAUUCUCUGCAAGAAGCGGAUCGUCUGCUUCUUCUUCAUCCUCUUCGAAAAAGGAUUCUUCGAUCAGUUCCUUGAUGGAAUAUUUAACUUUUUAUAUCCAUAAGGCUCCUUCCCUUAACGCAUCUGUUGAAGAACGAUUCUUAAGACAAUAUUUAAACUUCAUGUAUGAAAACAAACCUCGUGCAUUUCCUUCUCCUUUUCCCAUGUGGAGAUCAGUUCCUCUCGAUUUGUUCCAUCUUUUCCUUCACGUUCAAAAGAAAGGAGGGUUUGAUUCAAUGGAUCGUUCUGAUUGGAAUGAGGUGUAUUCCUUCUUGCGAAAUUACAGCUCCUUGGUGAAGAAUGCAGGUCGAAGACUUAAAUUGGCAGAUGAAACUAGCGACACCUUAGAAAAAUUUAAAGACUCGAGUGAAUCGCUCCAACUCCAAAUUAUUACUAAUAUCAAAAAGAAGAGUUUGAAAGAACUUCCUGAGAGCGCUAUUGAUCAAAGUGCUGCAACGACCUUGGAACAAACUCAGCAACGAAGCAAAUCGGUCGUUGAUGGAACAGUAUUUUCAGAGAGCUCAAAUAUCAACAAGAGCAUUUUCAUUGGUAACGCCUAUCUUCAACUGUUCAAGCAGAAUCAAUCUACGUCCAUCGUUAUUAAGAUAGGUAUAUUUGAUACACCCGCUGGAAAAACACUGUUUGAACAGAUCCCUAUCGUUAUGACAUCUGUUGUCACUUUUGGAAGUACAUUGUUAAUGACAACAGACGUCGACCCGUUGAAUGACAGUCUCCACCAAGAUACAUCAGUUGUCUUGGAAAAUGGUGAAUUAGCAUAUUCUGUAACUCAUGGAUCAAUCGUGCUUGCAUUUGGAUCCCCAUCACAAUCUGUAAAUGAUGAAUGUCGGCUCCCUUUUCCGUUUGAAGUGUUUGGCAAAAUCAAUGACAGCGAUUACACCUUCGAUAAACAGCAAAAACCCAAAAGAUAUUUACCUCAGAUACUGUCGGUGGUUGGAAAUGAAUCUGAAGUAUGGUGUGCAAAACUAUUGCUUAACAAUCCUUUGAAACUCUCUGGAGAAUCCAUUCAUCUAAGAAAAAAGAUAAAACAUUCCACAGUCGGAAAUAAUAUUAGUGAGAACUCAAAAGCACAUCGUUUUUCCACUGACACUUCCACAUCUUUUUCAAUGGAAGGUGAAAGAAUGUUGACUAUAAGAUAUAGAUACGAAGGAGAAACUGAGCAAGACGCACGAUUAGUCAGCAAUAAGUACACACCUUUGGAAAAUGUCGUGGAUCUGCAAGAAAUUCAUUCUGUAUUGAGAAGAGACAAUGUGAAUAUUGAGUUGGUCUCUGAAAUUAGAUAUUUCAAAGAGGGUAAAGACAUUGACCAUUGUGGUUGGGUGAUUCUACCUCCCUCCUUCGUAAUUGAAUUGAAAUCUCCAGAAACCAUGUUAAAACUAUUGCUCAAACGAACCAGCAGUAGUCACAAUUCACAGAAAUAG
Naegleria lovaniensis is the source of this 1899-nucleotide messenger RNA. RefSeq lists its product as uncharacterized. Gene Ontology annotation, molecular function: DNA binding. Bases 1 to 1899 code for a protein of 632 amino acids. NCBI's taxonomy places the organism in Eukaryota, Heterolobosea, Eutetramitea, Acrasida, Naegleriidae. The transcript has 2 exons. The record is from RefSeq and is a predicted model, not a curated record.